CUGCCAAAUUCUCUAAAACGACGUUGGAAGCGGCUUAUGUCUGUCGGUCUCUCUCUAGGAUCUCUGUCCUAUUGGUGUGAUGGCCUUCUCCUUUCUGGCUUUCCUGAUCUUAUCUAUCCACACCCUCCCAUCCAUUGGCUGCCCAGUGGGAUGUCGCUGCUACAGCUUGACUGUAGAGUGUGGCUCUAUGGGCCUUCGGGACAUCCCACCACAUGUCCCACCUUCCACACAGACCAUCUUCCUCCAGGACAAUGCUAUCGGGCAGAUCCAUCUAUCUGACCUCUCCCAGCUGGGCCGUCUGCACUGCCUGUAUCUGCAAAACAACAGUAUCUCAGCCCUGGAGCCUGGGGCCUUCCAGAGCCAGGGUAAUCUUCUAGAGCUGGCCCUCAAUGGGAACCGCAUCCACCUGGUCACAGGAGACAUGUUCAGGGGCCUGGAAAACCUCCGUAUCCUCUACCUGGCAGGAAAUGACAUCACUCGCCUACAGGACUAUACCUUCAGAGGCCUACAGCGUCUUCAAGAGCUUCACCUGCAGCAAAAUAACAUUGAGAUGCUGGGAGACCAGGCUCUAGUUGGUCUGUCCUCUCUGGCCCUCCUUGACCUCAGCCGGAAUAACCUGCACACCAUCGGCCCUGCCACCCUGCGGCCCCUCGUCAGCCUGCAGGUACUGCGUGUCACAGACAAUCCGUGGCGUUGCGACUGUGCCCUGCACUGGCUGCGCAGCUGGAUCGAUGAGGAGGGCCAGCGCCUGCUGAGCUCGGCCGAGAGGCGCUUGGUGUGUUCCGAGCCGCCCCGCCUUUCCCACCUCAGCUUGGUGGAGGUGCCUCUCAACAGUCUGGUGUGUAUCCCCCCUCUGGUGCAGCUGGAGCCACGCCGCCUGGCCGUGCGCCUGGGUGAGAGCCUACGUGUCUCCUGCCAUGCCUCUGGUUACCCCCGGCCACAGGUCACCUGGAGGAAGGCGUCCCAGGGCAAGUUGCAACUCUCCCCGCGGGGGCUGGUGCAGGACCUGGGCAGUGUAGGGAGCGUGGGGGCUGAGGAUGCAACACACCCAGGGCGGGUGAGACUCCAUAAGGAGGAUGGGGAGCGCUUCGAUCCAGACACGGGCAGUGGGAUGCUUUUCCUCAGCAAUGUGACGGUGGCUCACGCCGGGCUGUAUGAGUGCGAGGCCUGGAACGCUGGAGGGGUGGCCCAUGUGACCUUUCAGCUAGGAAUCAAUUCCUCGUCCUCUUCCGGUUGGUCCCCCGCCUCCUACGCCCCAUCCUGGCCUCGUCUGCGUUCCAAUCGGCCAACAUCGUCAGAUGUGAGGCGAGAGCCCCUGUACGCCCUUGGCAGCAUGGCCUUCAGCACGCUGGGAGCUGCUACGCAGACUGCCAUCGCCAUAGGGAUCUCCCUGCUGGCCCUCACUGCCCUUCUCCUGGUGGCCAUGAUCUACAGCCGGCACCGCCAGCGGCAGAAGGACACAGAUGACAAGGAGGAAAGCAUACUGUAUGUCAAUGAUUACUCAGAUGGACCAACAACCUUUGCCCAGCUGGAGGAGUACCGCGAUGAGCGCGGGCAUGAGAUGUAUGUUCUUAACCGUGCUAAACCCGUCAUCCCACCUUCCACCACAGCUGCUACCACUACCCUGGGGUACCAACAGCAGGAGGCGCUGUCUCCCACAAAGCCCCAGAUGGAGCCCGAUAUACGGACAAUGAGAAGGAUGGCAGGGGAGGGCGGGGAGGCAGAGACGGUGACAGCCGAGUCGGAGGGCUUGUUUCUGAAUCACACAGGGUUGUUCCUCGACUCACAAUUUGCAUAUGAGAUCCACUGCUGAAGGCUCCCAGGAGGACGUUCACAGUGAGCUAUCCCUGAGUGCUUAAUGUCACUUUUCAGAUGGAUGUCCCUCUGGUGACCAAACCUCCAGACUGCAGAUCAGCCGUGACAAUGAGGGUUCAGAUUAAUCAUAAAUCCUGAUUGCUCUGGCUCUAGAGUGACAAGCUUGAGCGGCAGUGAGAUAUAAAGACAUGCCAGGAGAGGUGCCACCGUCAACCAAAACCCCCACUGUACUGUACCUUACUGUGAGCUGAGAAAAUGUGUUUUAUGUCAUGUUGAUUAACUCCAGCUUGAAACUAUAGUUACUAUAGUGUGGAGAAACCAUUAGUGGAGUGAGUCAUGUGUAGUGGAAAGACCCUUAUUAUGACUCUUCUACUGUUUUACAUCAACUAAACUGUGUUAGGGGCCUAAACAGGCUCCCUUGGCUGAACGCUGAGAGGUUGAGAAAUUGAAGAGUAAUGUGUAUCGUAAGUCUAUCAGAAAAUACUUAUUUGUGACAGAAUACUGACCUACCCAGAUCCUCAAUUUUCUAGUCUACAGCCAUUGUCUUCGGUCAGAUGGCGUCAUUCUAACGCAACACGCGUCAGUGCAGAUGCGCUGGUGUAAGACAAUGGCCUACAGCAUAAUGUUCCUUCCAAAGAUUUCAUCAGUCAAACAAGGGUAUACAGUCAAACAAGCUCUCUCUCCUGCAGGUCCUGUUCAUUUCAUUAUAUUGGUGACUAUACAGUUCCUUCGGAAAGUAUUCAGACCCAUUGACUUUUUCCACAUUUUGUUACGUUACAGCAC
Messenger RNA from Coregonus clupeaformis (lake whitefish), 2598 nucleotides. RefSeq names its product leucine-rich repeat-containing protein 24-like. The transcript is spliced from 5 exons. The coding region runs from base 80 to 1813 and encodes 577 amino acids. The record is from RefSeq and is a predicted model, not a curated record. NCBI's taxonomy places the organism in Eukaryota, Metazoa, Chordata, Actinopteri, Salmoniformes, Salmonidae. Gene Ontology annotation, molecular function: protein binding.